Messenger RNA from Poecilia latipinna (sailfin molly), 2527 nucleotides. RefSeq names its product cAMP responsive element binding protein 5a (gene creb5a). The coding region runs from base 456 to 2081 and encodes 541 amino acids. The transcript has 11 exons. The record is from RefSeq and is a predicted model, not a curated record. NCBI's taxonomy places the organism in Eukaryota, Metazoa, Chordata, Actinopteri, Cyprinodontiformes, Poeciliidae. Gene Ontology annotation, biological process: regulation of DNA-templated transcription. Gene Ontology annotation, molecular function: DNA-binding transcription factor activity.
CUUUUGGAAACCGCGCAACAAGCGGCAGCAGGCGCCGGUCGCGGCUCUCUCGUGAACUCUUCGCGGCUUCGGACGGCUUCCUAAUUCAUCUAAGUUUGUCCGUUCCUUUAUUCAAACCAGCUGGAGAAGUUACCGGCGGCGGGACUUUUUGUAAGGUUAGGUGUCCUGGUGAAGUCUCAUCAGCAAGCGGGACGGGGUUGAGCGCUCCGUGUCUAUUUAGGGGGGUGUGACAGCACUCUUCAUACAGCUGUGCCGGCCGGCCGGGCUUGUUUUUCUGAACAGGUUGUUUUUAGUGAGCUGUGGGACAGAACCGAGUCAUGGUCCUGUUCUGACACUGGAUUUACCGGCCGGAACCAACUGCUUGAAUUUGAUCCGAAUGAACUGCGAACCUCAGGCUCGGUUCAAUUCCAUCUUCUAUCAAAUAUGGAAACUUUAAAAGACAGCUUGUGGAUGACAUGAAUGACAAACAGGACAGGCCUUAUGUGUGCGGCGCCCCCGGCUGCUCUCAGCGCUUCCAGCUAGAGGAGCACCUGCUCAUUCACAGACACAAGCAUGAGAUGACCCUCAAGUUCCCCCCGAUAAAGACGGACAUAAGUUUUUCAGACCAGACUCCGACCCCAACGCGAUUUCUGCAGAACUGUGAAGAGGUUGGUCUGUUCAAGGAGAUCGAGGAGGAGUUUCUCCAAGCCCAGGAAGAGGAGAAUAACAAACAGAUGCUGUCUCAUAAUGGGCCGACUUGUAUGAAUCAGCAGCAUCUAAAACCCCAGCUGCAGCUUCAGCACCCUCCCCAGCCGCCGCUCAGUCAUCCCCAGGCCCCGCUGCAUCAUCCCCAGGGCCAUGGCCCAAUGAUGGCACCGAGCUGCAGCCUGGCCGCCCAGCAAGCACUGUCCUGCUCCUCCGGCGCCUCGCAAUCUGGAUCGGUGAUCACCCAGGCUCCCUCCACCUUAACACAUUCAGGGCCGGCUCCCGGGGCGCUGUCCUGCCUCCUUCAAAUGCGGAACAGACACAGACAACCUCUGCCAGCCUCAUUACCUGGCACCUUGCCAGACCCCGCCAUGCAAGGGGCAUCUGCUCAGCACAUGACCAUAGAAAAGCAGAUGUCUUGUGCAAUGGGCAUACCAGCUCCUGUUCAAAACCCGUCCUGUUGUUCUCCUCAGAGACCCAAACAGAUGGUGGGGCAUCAUUACUCUCAUCAACACCCGGGAAUGCUCGCCAUCAACAAUCCUGUGACACCCAUGGGUCACAUGAUGGAGAUGAUGUCGCAGCGUCACCACGCCCCUCCACUUCAGCAACAGCAACACCACCAUCCUCAUCAUCCCCACCUCCCUCAUCACCAUCAUCAUCACCAACCCAAUCAACCGCCACAGCUUGCAGCUCCGCCCCACACCUACCAGCAGCGAUGCCACGCUCCACCUCCACAGCACCUACGAAGCACUCAGAGCCUCCAGCUUCACCAGUCAGGGAACGCAGCACACUCUCAUUCUCACCAGUCACCGCCAUCACGCCUGCACCAGAACUCCCCACCUGCACCCCCACUAUCCGCCCCACCGCAGUUAUCACCAGUUGCACAACAGAUGCAACCAUCCCACUCUCAGCAUGCAGCACAGGCAAGCUGUAGCGGCAGCAGCAGCAGCGGGGGCAGCGGCGGAGGGGGAGGAGGAGAAGGCGGCAGCCGUCGAAGAAGAUCGGCUGAGCAGGACCCCGACGAGCGCAGGCAAAAGUUCCUGGAGCGCAAUCGGGCCGCAGCAACCCGCUGCCGACAAAAGAGGAAACUGUGGGUGUCGUCACUGGAGAAGAAGGCAGAAGAGCUUACGCACACAAACCUACAGCUGCAGAACGAGGUGACGUCACUGAGGUCAGAGGUUGGCCAGUUGAAGCAGAUCCUGCUCACCCACAAGGACUGUCCCGUCACUGCUCGGCAGAGGGAGGCGCAGGGGUACCCCACUGCAGGGGUGAGUCCAGAAGGGAGUCCCACCCCUGCAGACCCUGAGACUCAGCCACACGCCAUCCAGCACAACAGCGUUUCCACCUCCUCGACAGUCGGAUGUGACAACGGGCACGGCCCCCUCUCUGGACUCUAAACCCCCCUUGCUACAGAUAAUAGCGCUGAACUCGACGAGUGGAUUCAUAAAUCCACAAGGACUCAAAGCUGUUUUACCGGCAUCAUCAGCAGCCCUUUUUUUUAAUAUCAGGUGCUAAAGCAAGCCUUGUUUGCAAAGCUCUGGUGUCAACUUUGACUCUUGUGUUGAUGAGGAAAAUAUCUGGGGCUGUUUACAUGAAUCCAACCUGCACUUCUAACUCACGGGUGAUCCAAACACAGACAAUCUCUGCAUGUUUUGCACUAACUUUAAUAAAACAAUUCCUGAGCGGUACGUUUAUGUACACAGGUUGGAGAAAGAAAAUAUUUUACAAAAAAAAAAUAACAUAAAAUAAAAAUAUAAAGUAACCUGGGUUCAAUUUAAUCUAAAACAAAAAAAUUAUGGGACUUCUUUUUGUAAAGGUACAUCCCCUCCAAACACACCAUUUC